Messenger RNA from Lactuca sativa (garden lettuce), 732 nucleotides. The record is from RefSeq and is a predicted model, not a curated record. NCBI's taxonomy places the organism in Eukaryota, Viridiplantae, Streptophyta, Magnoliopsida, Asterales, Asteraceae.
AUGUUGCAGUAUUCUGCAAAUGGGUAUAUAGUUUCUGUUAGCAUUGACAAUGGCAGAAAAAAAAUCACUUUUAUUAGAGACUUGGACAAUAUGAAGGAUGAUUACACACUAAAAGUGUCUAUCAUCCGACUGUGGAGAUCGCUUUCAGAUGGCAACCACACUAUUGUCAAAUCAAUUGAGAUGAUACUCAUUGAUGAAAUGUGUACAAAAAUCCGAGCAAGUGUGUAUCCAAGAGUUUUUCAAAGGUUUGAGUCCAAACUGAAAGAAGAUCAAGCUGUUUACAUCCGGUCCCCCACUAUCGUUCCUAACAGAUACACUUUUAAAAUAAGUGAUGUAACCUCCAAGUUAAAUUUGCAUGCAAGAACAACUGUUAACGAGUGUCUACACUUUCAAUCCAAAACAACAUAUGGCUUUUCUUUUGUUUCUUUUGAAACAAUUAUCUCUGCAACAGCUACCUCUAAUGAAUCAAUUGAUAUUAUUGGUGAAGUUGUUUCAUUAGGAAAGCUUGAUUCCCGUGAUGUCAGCAAAUCUCUACAUAGGCUGCCUUUACAAAUCAGAAACUUAGAAGGUUUGCAGGUUAACAUUACAUUGUUUGGAGAUAUUGCAUACCAGUUAAUUUCUUAUCUUGAAGCUCAUAAACAAGUUGGUCGUGUGAUUGUCCUUUUGCAAUUUGCAAGAAUUAAUCAACACCUUCUGUUAACAGAUAUUAUGAACAAACACGGAUGUUCAUAA